This is a messenger RNA of Chaetomium fimeti, 1621 nucleotides long. Its product is annotated as kinase-like domain-containing protein. Gene Ontology annotation, biological process: protein phosphorylation. The record is from RefSeq and is a predicted model, not a curated record. Lineage: Eukaryota; Fungi; Ascomycota; Sordariomycetes; Sordariales; Chaetomiaceae. The transcript has 2 exons. Gene Ontology annotation, molecular function: ATP binding; protein kinase activity. The coding region runs from base 238 to 1485 and encodes 415 amino acids.
GCCGCAUGUGGCCCACUGGCGCCCGCAUGUGAGGGCCUGGGCUGUCUCGAACCAACAGUGUCACUCAGCGUGGCUGCUUCUUUACUACGGCGGCUUUCAGCCUCUCUCCGCUAGUACCUACGCCAUUGGCCAUCAAUCCAACCAUCGCUCAAAUUUACCCGGCCUACCGAGGCAGCACAUACUCCGGAUAUCUGAACGCUGCUGACUGAGGAUUCAGCCCAACCAAUCGCGCUCGCAAUGCCAAUCAAAGAGGACUUCAAGCUAUGGUGUACAGGUGGCAGCAUCAAGGAGGGAAUGAGCGAGUGGAGGUUUUCGGAAACUGACCAGCGGCGCCUGAUCGCCGUCAGGAUGGACGAAGAGCAAGAGUCUGAAGACGUGGCCCUUGAGCACCUGAAGAAAUACGUCGACAACCUCGACCCUAACGUAACUCUGAUUCACGUAGGGCUUGAUGGCGACUUGAUCUCCGUUUCGAGCGACCCCGCCCAUGACGAGACCUUCUAUAUGUAUUACCCUCCUUUGGACCUCGUCGAACGGCCAGCGGGAGUACAGACCAUCCUCCGCUCAGAGCUGCGAGAGUUGGACCGGCUGGUCGGGAACGUCGAUCUUGUCUCGUAUCAGACCGAUACCAACCCCCUUGAAACCAGACAGGUCGUUUUCAAGUACUACUGGCAACUCCAGUUCCUGGAGAAAACAUGGGAAGAGAUGAAUCUCUGGAUGCGGUUGUCUCAUCACCCCAACAUCGUUCCCUUCGAUCGCCUCGUGCUCGACGAGGUGCGAGGCGGUGUUGUCGGUUUCACGACCCUGUACAUACCCGGUGGCACCCUCCAAGACAAUGUGUCUCGCCCCUUCAAGCUCAAGUGGUGCAAGCAACUCAUGCAGCUGGUCGACGACUUGAACCUGCGGUACGGCAUCGCCCACCAGGACGUCGUCCCGCGCAACCUAGUGGUCGAUGAAGCCACCGACAACCUCAUGCUCUUUGAUUUCGACUGGUCCGCGCAAAUCGGCCGUCGCCGCGGGCCAUCCUUCUUUUCGUACUGGGACAUUCGGGACGACGUGAGAGCCGUCAUAUUCACCGUCUAUGAGAUGAUCACGCGUGAUUUCCACUUCCGGGAGGAGGACUGGGGGGCGUUGGAUGUGACCACGAUACAAGAUAUCGAAUGGGCACAACAUCCCGACGUCACGCUCGAUCAUCCGGUUUCCGAGUACCGCGCACUCUUGAAUGCGUGGGUGAAGACACGGGAGGAUGGGAAACAAAUCACCGUCUACACGGACGCCCCCGAGUACAUCGACUGGCCUAUACUGGAAAAGCAAGUCGUUGAACAGCCGUUGCCGAACGGCGCGGUACAGCAGGUGCUCGCAUGGGACAUGGUCCUCCGGAGCCAAGCGUUAGCCCGGCGGGAGGUGUUUGCUGAAUGGCAAAGGCCGAUGCAGAGUGCGCUAAAGGGCGACUACCACCUGCUAGCCACUGGAAAGCUGUUGGACUGAACUGAGGUCCUUAGACUAAUGGAUUCCGUUUUCUCUUUCUCAUUCAUGGACGGUCCCGGCCUGUCACAGUUAGAGACGUGGUGAUCCGAGCAGUAUAUUGGCCUGCUCCUGUUGGCCGGGUAACACCCCACGACCA